Messenger RNA from Bactrocera tryoni, 2092 nucleotides. RefSeq names its product kelch-like protein 3. The transcript is spliced from 8 exons. Lineage: Eukaryota; Metazoa; Arthropoda; Insecta; Diptera; Tephritidae. Gene Ontology annotation, molecular function: protein binding. The record is from RefSeq and is a predicted model, not a curated record. Bases 264 to 2018 code for a protein of 584 amino acids.
CAUGUCCAAUGACAGGAGAUUGGGCAGCUCUUAAUUUCUGUUGUCGUGAUUCGUUUAGAAAAUUAUUUAUCUUUGGCGAAUAAGUUCAGUUUACUUUAACUAUUUAUUCCGGUUUAAUUAGUUGUAUUGUGAGAAUACGUGUUUGAAAAAUAUAUAUUGAUUAUUGUUUCUGCAUACUGUUUUAAUAACAGGUGAUGGAUGCUUACAGCAAAUUUACGCGUUUCUGUUAAAGUUAAAUAAAAAGGAAAGUUCAUUAGCUAGAAAUGGCCACAAAACGUACGAAAAGACCUGCUCCUCAGACCAAAUACAGUGAGCAGAACCGCUUCAUGGAAAAAUUAAUGGCGAAAAUAUUUAGUUUCUACGACAAAAAGUCUCUAACCGAUGUGACAUUUAAAGUUGCAAACCCAACGGCUCUUGUACCCGCGCAUCGUUUGAUACUCGCAGCAGCGAGUCCCUACUUCGAGAACCUUUUCAAAGGCAAUAAAGGCAAUAAUCCUAUCAUCGAGAUACAUGAUGUAGAUAGCGAUAUUUUUGAGCGUCUAAUAACCUUUUGCUACACCGGUCAAGCGCUGAUUACCGCUAACAAUGUCAGUGCUAUGGUAAAGGCGGCAAUCGUUUUGCAAUUGGACGAUGCCUUGACCAGUUGUGUGGAUUAUCUUAUGACAGAAAGCGAUGAAUACACAUUACACGAUGCUUAUAUGCUGGAGCGAGAAACGCAAAGUGAACUUCUUAAGCAGAAAUUCAUCGAAUACGAAAUACAGAAUUUCAUGGAGAUCAGCCAAAGCGAUGAGUUUCUGAAUUUUGAUGUUGAAAGAUUGAAAUAUAUUCUGGAAUCUGACAAUUUGAAUAUAACUUAUGAGGAAGAUGCCUACGAUGCCAUAAAUCGCUGGUUCAAUUACGAUGUUUCUGCACGUCAAGAACAACUACCACUUUUAUUAGCUUGUCUCCGGCUUCCGCAAUUCAGUAUGGAUUCUCUGUUGACACACAUAGAGCCAUUACCUGCUGGUGAUCCACUGGCCUUCAAGCCGUUAUCCGAGGUCAGAACGCCUGCUGCACGGACAGCGUUCCCACGACGAUCGGGUCUACGUAAAGUACUGUCAACUCGGCGGAAUUCUGCCGCUACAACUAACACAAUAAUACGUACAAAGAAAUAUAAACGAUCUCCAAAACCAAGCGAGCUUAGUGCUGGAAAUUGUGUGAAAACAUUGCUGGCAUUUUGCUCAGGGACGAAUCCAAAGCUGCUGCAAUAUAAUAAAAUUGAGGACAAGUGGCAAGAAUAUGCGAGCAUAAAAUGCGACUACAUUUGUUAUAGAACUAUUUUAAAGGAUGAUAAUAUAUUAUUUAUUGGCGGUAAUAAAAGUGGUGUCACAUCCAACAUCGUCCGCAGCUGGAAUAUACGGAAAAAGACAUGGCAACAAUUGAAAUUGCCCGCAAUGAAACAAGCAAGAACCUCACACUGCGUUGUCGAAUUAGAUGGUAAGAUCUACGCGAUUGGUGGUUUUGGGGACAAUAAAAUUCUGCAGUCGGUAGAAAGAUAUACGGCAUGCGAUGGCUGGGAGUACGUGCACAGUCUGAUUGUUGGACGAGAAGGUGCCGGAGCAGUGACUUUUGGUGGUAAAAUUUAUAUAAUGGGUGGUUAUAGUGACGGUGAAGAAUUGAAAUCCGUCGAGUGCUACAAUUCGGAUUCAAAUACUUGGACUCCUUGCGCGGAUACGAUACUACAUCACUCUUUACCUGGUGUAGCUGCACAUAAUGGUCACAUUUAUGUUUUAAGCAGUAUCGGUAUUGAACGAUACGAUCCUCAACAAGACACAUGGUCACAGAUUUGCUCUAUGGAAGUUGGCCGUGGUCUUAUAGCUUGCGUAUCGCUAGAAAAUAAACUGUGGGCUAUUGGUGGCAUCUCCCAAACAGGCGGAAAGGCAGAGUUUAAUGACUGUUGGGUGGAAAGAUGCUCAUUACAGACAAAUGACGUUUAUAACUGUUUUGUUGUGCCUGAAUCCUUGCUGUCGUCGAAAUGAUUCAAUAAUAAUAUAAUUAUUGUUCCUUUUUCGAUUUAAGUCCUCGUUUAAAAUAAAUACUUUUAUAAAAAUAA